AUGGCUUCACGAGACCCUCCUUCGCCGUCGCCAAGUCCACCUAGAGAUGUAGGAGAUAGAUCACCGCCUCGAAAAAGACCCAGGACCCGCGCGCCUCCUCAAGCGGCAGCUCCAGCUUCAACUACCGCGACGGAUACAGCGACGAAUACAGACAUGCCAGCCCCCAAGAUCGAGGCUCCGGCGGCUGACACUCCUAUCCAUCGCUUCUCUAUACAGCCACUCAAUCGCUUCCACGGCGCGUCAGCCAAGAUAAAGCGUCCGCGCGAAGUCGCCCACUUCUCCUACGACGACAACCACGAAUACCAGCCAGAUGAGUCGGGCAUCAACUACUACAUACCGCCACCCAUGGGUGCAGAUCUGAAGGAGGGCUUCGAUACUUUCAAACACUAUGAGGACAAGGAAGAUCCUCAUCUAGACAGUCUGCUCCGGGCGCUUAUGGAAGACAAGACAGGCAAAGAAGAGGUGAAAGCCGACUUCAUGACCUGGCGAGGUAUGAUGACAAAGAUCAUGACAGCACCCUUUGACAACUUUGCCGAAUUCAGCAUGUUCGCAACCCUCCACAACGGCACCAUCUACAUCGAAGAAGACUUCCCCUCGCGCGCCGCCGACCGGGCCGCAGAGAGUUCCCGUCCUCCGCCUCGCUACAACCAACACCCGGACCAGCAAUCCCGCGAAAUGAUGACAUACUGGGGCUACAAGUUUGAGAAACUCACCCUCAUACCCACUCUACCCUCUUCCACGCCUCGCGAGGAAAUCGAACAGCACCAAAAAGGCGUCGUAUCAAACGCUGCCCAGCACUGCUCUAUAGUGCACACAUCCUUCGGGCCUCAUAGUCUGAUACUAGGCGGCGAAGUAGACGGCCUCCUCGCACCGAAACCAUCAGAUCCAGAGCAACCUAUCCAAUGGGUCGAACUGAAAACCAGCGAAGAACUUCCUCCACCGCGCCAACAACAACACCGCGACAUCCUCAAGUUCGAGCGAAAGUUACUCAAGUUCUGGGCUCAGUCUUUCUUACUCGGUGUACCCAAGAUCACCGUGGGGUUUAGGAGUAAAGCCGGAAUACUAAGGGGGCUGCAGACGUUCAAUACGCAUGAGAUUCCUGGCAUGGUGCGCAGGGGUACGAAUUGCUGGGACGGGAAUGUGUGUAUUAAUUUUGCGACGGAGUUUUUGGGGUGGUUGAAGGGGGUUGUGGUUGAUGAGGGGGUUUAUGGUGUUGUGCUGAGGAAGAAGAGUGGGGUUGUCGAGGUGAGGAGGUUGAGGGAUGGUACGGGGGAUAUUGUUAGUACUGCUUUCAAGGCAUACAAGAGUAAGGGAGGUGGUGCUGGGCAUGACGAUGGGGAAGCGGAGGGGGAUGCUACUGGCUAA
Molecule: messenger RNA, 1365 nt
Organism: Alternaria arborescens
Lineage: Eukaryota; Fungi; Ascomycota; Dothideomycetes; Pleosporales; Pleosporaceae
Product: Decapping nuclease
Exons: 2
Coding region: 1-1365 (454 amino acids)
Biological process (GO): NAD-cap decapping; nuclear-transcribed mRNA catabolic process
Cellular component (GO): cytosol; nucleus
Molecular function (GO): mRNA 5'-diphosphatase activity
Source: RefSeq, a predicted model, not a curated record